This is a messenger RNA of Cercospora beticola, 1431 nucleotides long. RefSeq names its product RNA-binding ATPase activator ESF2 (gene ESF2). Gene Ontology annotation, cellular component: nucleolus. Gene Ontology annotation, molecular function: RNA binding. Gene Ontology annotation, biological process: small-subunit processome assembly; endonucleolytic cleavage in ITS1 to separate SSU-rRNA from 5.8S rRNA and LSU-rRNA from tricistronic rRNA transcript (SSU-rRNA, 5.8S rRNA, LSU-rRNA); endonucleolytic cleavage to generate mature 5'-end of SSU-rRNA from (SSU-rRNA, 5.8S rRNA, LSU-rRNA). Lineage: Eukaryota; Fungi; Ascomycota; Dothideomycetes; Mycosphaerellales; Mycosphaerellaceae. The record is from RefSeq and is a predicted model, not a curated record.
GCAUCUUCUCGAAGUCGAGACUUCCAUCUACAACUUUCUCCAUUCUACGCACAAUGUCUGUCCGCAAACGCAACGAAUUCUUGGAAGGCGACGAGAGUGAAGAGGAGCUGGAAAAUGGCUAUGGCUCGGAUGCAGAAGAAGGACGAGGCGCGAUAGCGAACAAGCGGCGCAAACUGGACAGCGAGGAAGACAGAUCAGACGACGACAUAUCAGAGGACGACAAACCGCCUGCGAAGUCCACGAAAGCGACUGGCACAGACUUGCGAUUCGACUUCUCCCACUUCGACGCCGAGGACGAGGAGGAUGGGCAUCCAGCGGAACACCCAGAAGACGAGGAUGAAGCCAACCUCUCUGGCAUCGACAACGACAACGACCCCAACGACACCACCACCAACCCCAAACUCAAAAAACCCAAAGACCUCCUCGCCUACGAAGCCGCAACCCGCAAACUCCAAAAAUCCGGCGUAAUCUACCUCUCCCGAAUCCCCCCCUUCAUGAAACCCCAAACCCUCCGCCACUACCUCCUCCCCCACGCCCCCAAAUCCGGCCUCGGCAGAAUCUUCCUCACCCCCGAAGACUCCACCUCACACUCAAAGCGCAUAAAAAACGGCGGAAACAAAAAGAAAACCUUCACAGACGGCUGGGUCGAGUUUUUGUCCAAAAAAGAAGCCAAACUCGCAGUAGAAAAAUUAAACGGGAAUAUUAUUGGAGGGAAAAAGGGCGGGUUUUAUCAUGAUGAUAUUUGGAAUUUGAAGUAUUUGAAAGGUUUCAAGUGGGAUCAUUUGACGGAGCAGAUAAGGGCGGAGAAUGCGGAGAGGACGGCGAGGAUGAGGGAGGAGGUUAGGAGGGUGAGGAAGGAGAAUCGGGCUUUUGUGGAGGAUGUGGAGAGGGGGAAGAUGGUGGAGGGGAUGGAGAGGAAGAGGAGGGCGAAGGGGGAGAGGGAGGGUGGUGGGGAUGGGGAGGGAAGUAGUGGGAAGCAGCAGAUGAAGUUUAAGCAGAAGAAGGCGAAGCAGAAGGAGGAGAGGGAGAAGGUUGCGGAGGAGUUUAGGUUGAGUGAGGGGGUGAGGAAGAAGAUAUUCUGAGGUGGAUUUUGGCGGGAAGUUGCCCCAUGGACUUAUCAACUUCGUGUACCUUAUGGACAUUGUGCGGGCAACACACAGCAUGCUGAGCAAUACCUCGCUUCGUCACGCAAUGGCUCCUGCUCAGCCGUACAGCUAAUACGAAGACCGUUGAACGAGCUCCAAUUCUGAAUGUUCCGCCUUUAAAGUUGACCCUUCACACACGCAGGUCCGGCAGUACGAUCCAAACCCGCGUGGUCUUUUCAGGAGCCUCGCUGGAAAUCACUGUAUCGAAUGAGUUGCCGCAAUAGUCAGAUAACAUCGAAUUAGCGCAGAGUACAGCUGAAGUCUCAUAUCACUGAAGAGGAAUGGC